This is a messenger RNA of Caenorhabditis bovis, 1209 nucleotides long. The record is from the annotation of a GenBank genome assembly. Lineage: Eukaryota; Metazoa; Nematoda; Chromadorea; Rhabditida; Rhabditidae.
AUGUUGUCGGACCAUUCGGAUAAUAGCGGCAUUACUAUAGACAGUGAAUCCGAUAAAUUUCAACCGGAUCCACCCCCAAGAGAUUCUGAGAAUCCAUUUAAUAUUGCUAUGCAAUCUCCACCAGGAUCCCCUAUAAUAAUAGCGCGACCUGAAGAAAAUGAGAAUCAAAUUUUGGACGCUGAGGCUCCUAUUGAGAUUGCACAAAGCCAAAAAUCGUCAAUGCAUACCAAUGCACCACCACCGUUUGAAACUGACACAGAACAAAUGAUUCUAGUAGAUAAAAUACGAACAAAAUUCCAUAUUUCCAAUGAGCUUCUGCGUGCGGCGCUUGCCGAAAUGUUCUGCACCGGUUUUUUAAUUUUCGGUGGUGAAGCUGUUUCUGCUCAGUUCGUGUUAUCCCAAAGAAAGAUGGAUGAGUGGAUCUGUGUGGCGCUCGGUUGGGCGUUGGCUCUGACUUUCGCCGUUUUGAUGGGAGCCAGAAUUUCGGGCGCCCAUUUGAACCCAGCCGUUUCUUUGUUCCAGCUGACACAAGGAAAAAUCAACGUAGUAAGAUUUUUGGUUUAUGUGGUUGCACAGAAUGUUGGCGCCUUCUUCGGUGCUCUGACUGUCUACGUAUUAUACUUUGACGCAAUCAACGCUUUUGAUGGCGGAAAUCGCACUGUGACGGGACCGACGGCAACGGCUUCCAUCUUUGCAACAUAUCCAGGUCCACAUUUGGGAGUAAUUAAUGGAAUGAUGGAUCAGAUUAUCGGAACAGCAAUUCUGUGCAUUGGAGUUGCUGCAAUUUGCGACCACAAAAACCGAAUUCCACCAUUCCUUCAGCCAGCAUUCAUUGGAGCUCUUCUAGCAUUCAUUGGAAUGUCCCUUUCCUUAAACUCAGGGUAUGCUAUCAACCCAGCACGUGAUUUCGGGCCCCGCCUCUUCACAUUAUUUGCUGGAUAUGGCUGGAGAGUUUUCAGCUAUAGAAGCUAUAAAUGGUUCUGGAUCCCAAUCAUUUGCCCAAUGAUUGGUGGAGUUAUUGGAGCUUGGAUGUAUGAAUUCUUUAUCGGCUACCAAAUUCCGGAAGAUCCAGAAACUACUUAUAUCCAUAAGAUUCUUGACGAGCGUAAUCCAGACGGACAUUUGCGUGAAAUUCACGUCGUCGAGAAAAAGCCCCAAAGCGAAACUUUUUCCGACGACCAUAAUACGACACCGUAUAGGAAUAUGUAA